AUGCUGAGAAAGAACAUUAUUUGCCGCUUUGCAGGUGGAGGUAGGAGAGCAGAUAAAAAAACACGAGAAAAGCUAGAAGAGAGAUUUGGAAAAAAGAUAAAAGAAAAAGAAUUGCAUCCUUAUUUUUCCAAAGGUCGUGCUUUUUAUCUGCUAGCUCCUCCUUUUAAAUUCUGUUCUAUUUUUAAAAGUUUUUUUUUAUAUCAAAAAUUUUUUCUAAAAAUUGGAAUCGUAUUUUAUUUUAAUUUAAAGCAGAAGUAAGGGAAUUCCAAAGGCUUAGAAACCUUAAUAGACACACUAUUAAAUAUGAUAAAGCAACUAUGAAUGAAUUCACAAAAAAAGCGGAAGAAUUCAGUCUUUAUUGCACUCAUGAGCAUUUUGAAGCCUUUGAAGAAUACCAAGACCAUAAAAGGUGUGUAGAUCAAGCUAUUAAUGAAAUCCAAACACUUCCAGAUAGAUUAAAAGCAGAACUGAUGAAUGAAGGAAAUUCAAGACUUCCUAGAAGCCAAGAAGUUCUAAGUCUUUAUUGGGAUCAGCUUAUUAGAAUACUUCCGCCUCAGAUGGUACAUAUUUAUAAGGCUGGCCGAAAAUUGAGGGCUGUGUUCGAAGAUAAACUUGAGCAUCAUGAAGAUUAA
Molecule: messenger RNA, 632 nt
Organism: Blepharisma stoltei
Lineage: Eukaryota; Ciliophora; Heterotrichea; Heterotrichida; Blepharismidae
Source: the annotation of a GenBank genome assembly